GUACCCAAAUUAAUUCUUCGUCAUUUAAAAAUGCCGUGAUGGUGGUGCUACAAUUCGGAUCAUUCAGAGAACGAAUUGAUACUUGCCAAGCAUUUGCAGUGCUGGUUAGGGAUGUUAAUGGCUUUACACAUCAACUUGGUAGCCCCGGAAACGCCCGUUUCCUCACUCCUGAAGAACGUCGUUUCACCAUCGAUCGUCUUAAACCAGAAGGUGGUGUUGAUGAAGAAAAUCGUAGUGUCAUAAAAUCUCAAGCUAAAAGCGCGUUUUUUGAUCACAGAGUUUACGUUUACAUAUUAGCCGCAACUUUUGGAGCAAUUCCAUUUAAUGCACUUAAUUAUUUCCUUCCAACCUUGGUGGGUCAGCUUGGUUAUAAUCCUGUAGAGACUCAAUUAAUGAGUGUACCACCAUACAUAAUAGCAACUAUUGUAAUGAUUAUAUUUUCUUGGUUAGCUGAUAAAUAUCAAGUCAGAGCUUUACCUAUAAUGGUUGGCGAUAUAGUUGCCAUCAUAGGAAUUGCAGGGACAAUUGCAACAUCUGCCACUGAUCCAACUCUUUUGAUGAAAUUUCAUUUGAAUUAUGAGAAUAAGAAACGUGAUUUGGCCACGUUAUCCAAUAAUAAGAUUCAGCUAAGUGAAAGUGAAUUAAAAGAUACAAAGUCCAUUAAGGAAAAGGCUGCAAAAUUGGUGGAACAUGAACCGAAAUUCGAUGAUAUUUUGUGCGAUUUACAUCCUAAUUGGAG
This is a messenger RNA of Racocetra fulgida, 739 nucleotides long. The record is from the annotation of a GenBank genome assembly. Lineage: Eukaryota; Fungi; Glomeromycota; Glomeromycetes; Diversisporales; Gigasporaceae.